GAAGUGACUCUCACUUCUUUAUUUGCAUCUGUAGUCGUCCCGUUAUUCGCGUUCAUUAUCCCAUCAAUAGCAAAAAUAAUUUCGUUUUCUUCAAGAGGGUGAAUAAUCGUUUCGGAGUAAUGUGGCAUUGCUUGUUAAAUUAUAGACAUGCCAUGAACGUAUAAAUUGAGAUAAGGUUUCUAGGCGGUGGGCGAAUUUUUUCACCAUUUUUAUAAACCAUCGGGAGGAUUUUGUCCGUGUUGUCUAACGUCAGUAUGUCAGGAAAGCAUUUCAACGUCCACGAAGUGGGCUGUUGCAUCAAAUACUUCAUUUUCGGAUUUAAUAUUAUAUUUUGGCUUCUUGGGGUAGCGUUCCUGUCUGUGGCUCUGUGGGCUUGGAGUGAAAAGGGAGUUCUCUCCAACAUAUCCUCCAUCACAGAUUUGGGUGGGUUUGACCCAGUAUGGCUGUUUCUGGUGGUGGGAGGAGUGAUGUUUGUGCUGGGCUUUGCUGGAUGCAUCGGAGCGCUGAGGGAAAACUCCUUCCUUCUUAAGUUUUUUUCCGUGUUUCUCGGAAUCAUAUUUUUCCUGGAGCUGACGGCGGGAGUUUUGGCGUUCGUCUUUAAAGACUGGAUCAAGGACCAGCUCAAGUUCUUCAUUAACAACAAUAUCAGGGCCUACAGAGAUGACAUCGACUUGCAGAACCUCAUCGACUUCACCCAAGAUUAUUGGGAUUGCUGUGGGGCAUUCGGACCUGAAGACUGGAAUCUGAACAUCUACUUUAAUUGUACGGACACUAAUCUGAGCAGAGAGAAAUGUGGAGUUCCCUUUUCAUGUUGCACCAAGGACCCUGCUGAGGACGUGAUCAACACGCAGUGCGGAUAUGACAUUCGAGAUAAAAAAUCAGAGACUGACCAGAAUACGUUUAUACACACAAAAGGAUGUGUGCCUCAGUUUGAAAAAUGGCUACAGGAGAAUCUUACCGUAGUUGCUGGAAUAUUCAUAGGAAUCGCACUUCUCCAGAUAUUUGGGAUCUGUCUGGCUCAAAAUCUGCUGAGUGACAUUGAAGCGGUCAGAGAGAGUUGUUUGUUCACCUGACACAGCUGAGCCAGCAUCAAUCUUUCAGUCACUCGGCAACAGAGUCGAAACAUUGUCAUCGCGGUAUCCUAGCAACCACUGAAGGAUUUCAUUCACAUACCUCUUGUGUACAGCGACAUCUAAUUGUUUUGAUAAUGGUGCCCAAGGGUACAGUUGUUUUCUAGAAUUGCUUUUUCCAAGUAUUUCACACACGAAAAUCGAAUCACAUUAACGUACUGAGAUAAAACACAGCAUAUUGCUUUUUAGCUACAUCAUAAAGAAGAACACAGUCUGCGCUAUUUUGUAAUUGUUAAUCUGUGAACACACACAUCAGCAUCAUGUUUUUAAAGCAGGAAAAUGUUUAAAAACGCAAACCUUGCAUUCAGUUCUUUCCAGCACGGUUAGUUCGAAAGCAAGAACAUGUCAUGUGCUUGUGACCCCCUAAUGCAUUUCUGCAUAACUACAGUUGAUCAGAUAAGGACAUAAUGCAUUGGUUUUGUCAGUCAUGAUUUGUUUUAUUGUUUAUAGGCUAAUACGGAAACUUUCACCCAAUAUUUAUAAGUUAUUGGAAGGCCCAAACUGAAUCUGUGCACUUUUUUGUGGAAAUAUUGUAUAAUUCUGUGAACUGAAUUUAAACAUGUUAGUUAGUGUGUUAAACAGAGUAUUACACUUUCAUAACUGAUGGCAGUAUCAAAUUUGGUAUAAUAUUUUUCAUUUAGUGUAGGUGUAGAUUUUAGGAAACACAGUAGUGUCCUGUUUAAAUUUUUUUUUAAGAGUUAGAGUAUUUGGCUUUCAUCGUAACAUGAAUGUACAUAAAUAAUAUGUGUUUUUUUUCACGUUGUCAUACUUUGUGUGUAUAUUAACUGUUAAACGGAUUUUAUAAAAACACAGUUGAUUUCGAAACUUAGAAAAAAUGCACUGCAUGCUAAUUAAAAAAUAACACUACUUUUUUCAACAUGUUCGGCUGUAUAAAAAUAUUUUUGUGAAUUAUUAUUAUUAUUAUUAUUAUGUUUAACGUACAGUACUGUACUAGGUUUCAAAAUUAUAGCCACUGUGUAAGUGUGUCACUUGAAUGUUUUUAAAAAGUUAGUACUGAGAUUAUGCCAGAUUAAAUGCUUUGAUUCAAAUAGUCUCAUUCUGUAAUAAAAAAAUAACAAAUUGGGUAUUGAAAUGGAUUUAAGAACAUACAUUUCACCCCAAACUAUAGGGCCUGGUUUCAAAGACAAGGCUUCUUUUAAAGGGACACUCCACUUUUUUGUUAAAUAUGCUGUUUUCCAGCUCUCCUAGAGUUAAACAUUUGAUUUUUACCGUUUAGCACUUUAACAUAGCUUAGCACAAUCCAUUGAAUUUGAUUAGACAAUUAACAUCACUUUAAAAAAAUAACCAAAGAGUUUCGAUAUUUUCCUAUUUAAAACUUGACUCUUCUGUAGUUACAUCGUGUACUAAGACUGACGAAAAAUUAAAAGUUGUGAUUUUCUAGGCAGAUAUGGCUAGGAACUAUACUCCCAAACUGGCGUAUUAAUCAAGAAGUUGCUGUCGUAACAUUGCUGCGGCAGGCACAAUGAUAUUACGCAGUGCCCGAAAAUAGUCCCCUUGGUUACUUUUAAUAGCAGGGGACUAUUUUCGGGCAGUGCGUAAUAUCACUACGCCUGCUGCCGCCAUGUUACAUCAGCAAAGUCGUUGAUUAUUACGCCAUAAUGAGAAUAUUGUCCUAGCCAUAUCGGCCUAGAAAAUCGCAACUUUUAAUUUUCUGUCGGUCUUAGUACAGAAAACGAUGUAACUACAGAAGAGUCAAAACUCGUUGGUUAUUUUUUGCGCGAUGCUAAUGGUCUAAUUGGAUUCAAUGGAUUAUGCUAAACUAUGCUAAAAGUGAUAGUGCCAGACACGUAGAUCAACUGAAUGGAUUCCAAAACGGUAAUAAUGAAAUGUUUUGGGGAGCUGGAAAAUAAGCAUAUUUUCAAAAAAAGUGGAAUGUCCCUUUAAGCAAGGACUAUGCCUUAGUUAAAUAAGGCUAUGGAGGGGUGAGUUGUGGCCAGAGCUGUUGGUUGCAAUUCACAAACUCACCCCUAGAUGCCACUAAAAGUCCCACAUUGCACCUUAAGCCUUGUCUGUGAAGCCUGGCAUAUAUUUUGCAUGAAGAAAUUGGAGACAAUUUGUUAUGACACGCCUACCACCCGUUUUACUGUUUGAGCCAGUUUACUAUAUACAAAAUAGUUAUUAUAGUAAAGAUAUUCAGGGUGAAAUAUGACCCACACAUGCACUUAAUUUAUCCAAAUUUAUUUCAGAAAUCAAGAUGGGAUUUGAAGAAUGUUAUGCUUUGAAAACGAAUCUUUGCCACCUGUCAGUGGUUUUGUGACUUUUGUAAAAAAAAAAAAAAAACAGGGUUUGUUAGAUUAUCUGAUGAAUCCAUGUGGUUGUGAUAAUGCCUUUUAUACAGUACAUAACACUUUCCACAUGUGUGUAACCUUCUUUGAUUAAAAUGUAUUUGUUUUCAGUGGAUUUCGAAGACAGUGUGGAGUGGUGCCCAGAAACCUUACAAAAGAAUGGAGAACAGGGAAAGUUUAGUAAUUCAGAUAUCUAAAUCAAUCCUUUUUUUGACUUGAUCCAAUGGUCUGAAAUGGAUCUCUAAUGAGCAUGGGCUAACAUUUUGGUAUAGGCUUUUGAUUGGUGUCCAAUACAACAUGAAAAUGGCCUGUUUUUUUUUCAUAAAAACUACAUGUGUCAUAGUAUGUUGUAAAAUUAAAUUUUUAAAAUUAAAAACUGGAAACUGUU
Molecule: messenger RNA, 3824 nt
Organism: Paramisgurnus dabryanus
Lineage: Eukaryota; Metazoa; Chordata; Actinopteri; Cypriniformes; Cobitidae
Gene: tspan5b
Product: tetraspanin 5b
Cellular component (GO): plasma membrane
Source: RefSeq, a predicted model, not a curated record